AAACUGUGCGCUGGCUCCGGCUACCAGUGCAGAUGCUGGUCGCCAAAGGGAGAGAGGAGGUGCAUGAUGGUUCCCGUCCCACUGCUGCUCCUCAUAGUCGCAUCUGUGCCAUGUUGCUCCGCAGUCUACGACGGGCCCCUCCAGCCGGAGAUCUCCAACGGCACCUUCCAUCACUUCUUCGUGCCGGACGGAGACUACGAAGAGAACGUGGACCCGGAGGAGUGCCAGAUGCUCUUUAAGUUCUCCGACGUGUAUCCGUGCGCGGCCAACGAGGAGCGGGACUCGGUGGUGCGGGACGACUUCCUCAUCGCCAAGCUGCAGGCGGAGGACGCGGCGCGGCUGCUGGAGGGCAUCGGACGCGCCGUGGCGCACGACCUGGACGGAGAGGACAGCUACGGCAAGUUCCUGCUGCGGGAAAUCUCCCAGAUCGGCGAGGCGUUCUCCAGCGUGGACAAGUCCCUGCUGGAGCUGGAGGUGAAGUUCAAGCAGAGUCAGGAGUCGGAGCUGAGAGAGGAGCAGCAGCUGAACGGAUACGUGGUGAAGCAAGUGAGCGACGUCAGGGACGCGCUGAGGAAGACCACGGACAUCUCUGUGGGACUGAAGGAUAAACAAGAGCUGCUGUCUCUCAUCAUCCGCAGCCACGGCACCAGACUGAGCCGCCUCAAGACUGAGUACCUCAACUUUGGAGCAUAGAGGUGUUCUGGCAGGUUAAUGUGUGGGAUUGUGUGUAGGUGGCUGUAAGUGUUGGUAACUGUCUGUAAGUGUGUGUAAGUGUGUUUGUUAGUGUGUUUGUGUGCGUGUAGGACACUCCAGUUCAACAAACAACUGGAAAGUUAGUUUAGGCUUAUGAAUAUCCUUCCUAUAAGUGUUUGAAUCGCUCUGACCUCUUGAUGACUGCCAGUCCUCUAACAGAAGCAUCAACACGUUCCUCUGGCUCAGGGAGGAAGAAAGAAAAUGUGAACAUAAAUUACUUCUACAAGGAAACCUCUGUGCCUCUUAGGAAACUUUGUAUUCAGCAGAAAGUAUGAAAAUAAAAGUCUUCCCAGCUCCUGUUGGGGUUUUUCUUCUCUGGCGUGUGGAGCCCCCUUUCUGUGUCUGUGGUUUAAAUAAAAUAGGUUGUGUACAAUUUUAGGUGAUUUCCAUUUAAAUAAAUACUUCAUUUUCAUCACA
This is a messenger RNA of Pleuronectes platessa (European plaice), 1170 nucleotides long. It is a transcript of the gene fibina, whose product is annotated as fin bud initiation factor a. The record is from RefSeq and is a predicted model, not a curated record. The coding region runs from base 64 to 693 and encodes 209 amino acids. The transcript has a single exon. Lineage: Eukaryota; Metazoa; Chordata; Actinopteri; Pleuronectiformes; Pleuronectidae.